GUCGUGAUUGCGUUGCGCCCUGUGGCUGCAGACAGUCGAGAGAAAUCGCUCAUCGCGGUAGCAUUAUAUUCGCAACUUGGCAUACGUGAAAAGUUUUGACAAAGCACCUUGGUUUUUCACCGAGGUGUUUGGGUUAAACGCGAUUCAGGGACGCCGAGGAUAUUUCGAUAGGUACAACACUGACGAACGGUGACCAGAAACGUCACCAUGGAAGAAAAGAAUGGGGAAACUAUCAACAUGCAGUUGAUGGCUGGGCAGAGCUCCUUCAAUGGGGAAAAACAAACGCCAGAUGGGAAUUUCCUGAAGAGUGGAGACGGAGGAUCGCCAGUAUCGGAUUCGGAUGAAUCGUAUGAUCCGCACAAACAUCGGAACAGGCCGAAUCCCACCUCGAACUCCGAGACGUUGAUCCAUCUGCUGAAGGGCAGCCUGGGGACUGGGAUUCUGGCAAUGCCGAAUGCCUUUUACAACAGUGGUCUGGUCACCGGUGUCAUAGCAACGAUUCUCAUCGGUAUUUUAUGCACCUACUGCUUGCACGUUCUCGUAAAAGCGCAGUACAAAUUGUGCAAAAGAAUGAAGGUCCCCAUUUUGAGUUAUCCGAUGAGCAUGAAGUACGCUUUGGAACAAGGGCCACGAUGGUGUAAAAUGUUCGCACCCUCCGCGCCAGGUCUCGUCGAUGGGUUUCUAAUAGCAUAUCAACUGGGAAUUUGCUGCGUCUACAUCGUCUUUGUCGCGGAGAAUAUAAAGCAGGUAACCGAUCAGUAUUGGCCUCCAAUAGAUGCGAAAUUGCACAUGCUGAUUUUGCUCGUACCACUGACAUUGAUAAACUACAUUAGGAACUUGAAAGUGCUUGCGCCAUUCUCCUCCCUGGCGAAUGUCAUCACUUUCGUUGGUCUAUCAAUGAUCCUGUAUUACGUUUUUGACGAUCUUCCGUCCGUUAGCGAAAGGGAAUUGUACGGCUCGUUGAGAAACUUUUCCCUGUACUUUGGUACCACGUUAUUUGCCUUGGAAGCUGUCGGAGUGAUCAUAGCUUUGGAAAACAACAUGAAGACUCCCCAGAACUUUGGUGGUUACUUUGGCGUACUGAACAUCGGGAUGACCGUCAUCGUGAUCUUGUACAUUCUGGUCGGAGUUUUUGGUUAUAUCAAAUACGGGGCGGCAGCCGAAGGGAGCAUUACUUUGAAUCUUCCUAAAGGGGACGUGAUGGCACAGGCCAUAAAAAUAAUGUUCGCCAUCGCGAUAUUCAUAACUUACGCCCUCCAAGGCUACGUGCCCGUUGAGAUCAUCUGGAACACCUACCUGGAUCGUCGUAUUCCUAAGAACAAACUUUUCUGGGAGUACGUCCUGAGGACAAUCGUCACCAUUGCCACCUUUAUACUGGCGAUCGCUGUGCCGCGUCUGGGUCUCUUCAUCUCGCUGUUUGGAGCCUUGUGUCUUUCGGCACUAGGACUCGCCUUUCCUGCCAUAAUCGAGAUAUGCGUUAUGUGGCCCGACAUGGGACCCGGCAUGUCGUCCUUGAUCAAGAACAUCUUCCUAAUAUUAUUCGGAAUUGUGGGGCUCGUGGUUGGAACCUAUGUGAGCCUUGUGGACAUCGUGAAUUCCUUCGCAGCGCCAGUGAACAGUACAAUAAUAGCAAAUUCGUCAGACUUACAUCAAUAAGGACUGCAAUAUGUGCUACUAGUGAAAUUAACAUCAGUCGCGUUGACUAUCGUGACUACGUGUAGCUGCGGUCGACUCUCGAUAAAUGCCCGCUUUCGGGGCUGUUGGAGAGAAAAAUUCUGGCGCUCAGUGGGACGAUGUCAACGAAAAGCCACUCUGUAGAAUAAACAUGUUUCAAGUUUCAUUAGCCAUUGUUCGUACGGAACCGCCAUGGAGAGUAUCGCGGAUUUAGGCGUGUAAAAAAGCGCUUCGGAGAUUCUUUAUUUGUGAAAAUGGCGAAAAUUUCGCGUUGAAAAUUUUAUCAUUAUCAGAUGUUUACAUCGGCGUCGCUUUUCGAAAACGCUACGAAAUUAUAUCGAUCAUUAGAUGUGAUAUUUAUACAUUAGAAAGAAUUAGUAUGGGUUGGAAAUUCUAUGUCCAUUAGAUGUGUCGAUAAUAAAAUGUUAAAAAAUUUGCGUGACUUGAAGUGCGUUCACGUUCUACUGAGGAUUCGAAAGUGAUAAAUUUUGAGAAAAGACUUUUACACCGCUUAUAUUAACGCUGUAAUUUAGACCAAAGUAUAUACACUAUAAAACUCAAUGACCAAAGAAACCAAAAGGUAUCUGUGUUGAAAAUGUUGCGCUGGCGUUUAUCACGCAAUAUGUAACGUAAAGGAAAGUGGCUAAGAUUGCGGUGCUAUGGUGAAAUUUGAAGAAUAUGAAUAUGCGUGACCGAAGUUUACUUUGAACUUGACUUAGAGAUGAAGUACGCACUUGCUAUUUUCCGUACAUCGCACGACUUUCCUUUAUGGCUACUAUUAUAUCAUAUGCAUAAUUGCAUGAAUAAUGUAUAUUUUUUUCACGCUGUGCCAAUAUAACUUUGUUGUUUUUGAGAUUGUGUUAAAUAUUUGCGAAAAUUGUUUGUGAGCCUAGAUGGCUCAACACAUGAAAGUAUAUGUAUAGUAUAUUAAGUAAAUAUAAUAUUCUAUAUAAGGUGGGAUAAUGGAAGCAAUGUUAAAAUUGAAAGUAGCUGAUUGGUUUUUAUCUAUAAUGUAGGAACAUGAACAGAUCAGAAACGACUUUUUUAAAAUCGAGGGACUUGAAUAGUCGGACUGUUGUCAAUGAAUUUGGAUAUAUCGAAAAUUUGCAAAUUUGCUGAAAAGACAGCUUAUCUGAUGACUGUAUGCAAAGAUACGCUCUCAGUGCAAUCGUAGAAGCAUGUAGUUAUAAAAAUAUUGAUGGCUAAAAGUGAUCACGAAUGAAUCCAUCGUGUAGAAAAAGUAUUGAAAAACUAGGAUAUGCACUGGUUACGGCGUGAUUAAUUUCGUGAUUAAAUGUAGACUGCCACGAUAAUUUUUAUUGUUCCGGGUUACUCCCGCUACUGUUUAUAUAAGAAUUCAACUUGAUAAUUGGGUGGCACUUUAUUUUUAUUCAUACGAUCAGUUUUCUCACAAACUGAACGUAAUAAAAGCGCUUGUUCUUGAGAGUUCAGCAUAGCAUUAGAGUAGAGGGUGGACACAAACCCAAAGUUUUUUUCUAAUAGAGUAUACAAGAAAGUUGACUAGUUUUAGUACGGUAUAGAGAUUGUUAUUACCAUUAUACGACUAGACAAUAAGAGCUUUAAUUAGGUAUCAAAUUUCUAUUGAGAAUAUAUCAUUGGUACGAGCCGAUCAUGUGGUGUUGGUAAACGUGUUUUUAUUCCAUGUGGUAUGUUGACAAUUGCUGAAUGAUGAGUGGACAGAGAAAGCUUUGAAAUUUGACUUGAAGAAAUAUUGUUAAUAAUUUUGUUAUUACGACAUUGGCCUUCUCUACGUAUGAGACGAUAAAUAAUUCGCAUCUACAAUAUUGGAACAAUGAAAUGGUCGAUGAUAACGAAAAGCCGCAGAAUAUUGCAUAUAUGAUGACUUCGCUGCGCAUUUUAGAAGUUCGUCGUUUGAGAUACAUCACCAAGAAGGAGGUUCUUCAGUAUUGGUUGAGCACAAGUGAUAAUGAGAUUGGAAUUAUAUUGUUACGGAAUACUGUUAAAUGGUUGACAAAAAUGUAUUGUUAAAAG
Molecule: messenger RNA, 3687 nt
Organism: Neodiprion virginianus
Lineage: Eukaryota; Metazoa; Arthropoda; Insecta; Hymenoptera; Diprionidae
Product: proton-coupled amino acid transporter-like protein CG1139
Exons: 9
Coding region: 208-1656 (482 amino acids)
Biological process (GO): amino acid transmembrane transport
Cellular component (GO): vacuolar membrane
Molecular function (GO): amino acid transmembrane transporter activity
Source: RefSeq, a predicted model, not a curated record